Hydra vulgaris (swiftwater hydra) is the source of this 690-nucleotide messenger RNA. RefSeq lists its product as uncharacterized. Lineage: Eukaryota; Metazoa; Cnidaria; Hydrozoa; Anthoathecata; Hydridae. The record is from RefSeq and is a predicted model, not a curated record.
AUGUUUCAUAAACUUCAUGAAAAAAUUUCACCUCUAAUAAAGAGACAUUAUCGUCAAAGGGAUGAAAGCAGAGAAAGGCGUAAUUUUCAAUCAACACCAGAAAAAAUGGGACCACCAAGAAAAUUGGUUUCACAAGAUGAAAUGCUUUUAUGUUUAAUGAAACUCCGACUGGGGUUACUAACAACAGACUUAUCAGACCGCUUUGGUAUUUCAGAAGGAUUAUGCAGCAGUAUCUUCAAAUCUUGGUUAAGGGCCUUAGCAGAGUAUUUAGAAUGUUUUGUUUAUGCACCAGACAUUGGAACAAUAAUUGCAACAACACCUGAAAGAUUUCAUCAGUUUAAAAACUUAUUUGCUAUUAUUUAUUGUUCAGAAAUAUUCAUAGAGACACCAAAAGACUUGGAACUUCAGAGUCGAAUUAGUGACAAAAAGAUAACUCUUGACUCUAAGUUUCUUGAUCUUGUUCCAAGUUAUAGUACAUUGAUGGCAGAUAAAUGUUUUAACCUUAUUGAAGAAUGUGUUGCAAGAAAAAUUUAUUUUAUUACUCCAUCUGGUCGUAGAGGCACCUCACAGAUGAUAGCAAGUGAUGUAAGCAAAACUAGUGCUAUUGCUAAAGUUAGAAUAUUAGUUGAACAGGUUAUAAGAAGAUUAAAAACCUUUCGAAUUAUAUCACAGGAAGUGCCAAUAAUUUAA